CUUUGUAGCCAGAGCGCAUGAGGCGCUGCGGACGCACAGAGCUUCAUCCUCUCGCACCCGGUGACACGCAGAGGCUGGGGGGGUUGUAACACACACAGUUAUUUUUUAUUCUGAGCUCGGAGGAAAAGAAAAGAAGAGAAAGAUAAGAGAGAAGCGAGGCUUUUUUUUUCCUGUCCUGUCUUUUUGCGCUUUCUCUUCACAAUGGCGGCCAAAACUUUAGAGAAGGUGCCGGUGAAUCUCGGGGGAUUCGUGCAUCCCGUGGCCGAGAGCGUGUACUCCAUGGAUGACAUCGCCUCCAGCUUGCCCACCUCCGUGGCUAUCUUCCCCAACACUGAUUUAGGAGCGCAUUACGACCAGAUUAACGUGACAGCAGACGGCUUGAUGAGCGCGGACCUGGGCGCAGAGAAGCGCUCCCUGGACCUCUCGUCCUACUCCGGUGGCUUCUCCCAGCCGGCGUCCCACCGCAAUCAGACAUUCACUUACAUGGGAAAGUUCUCCAUCGACUCCCAGUAUCCAGGUAACUGGAACCCCGAGGGAGUGAUCAACAUCGUCUCGGGCAUCUUCAACGUGGCCCAGCCGCCGCCCCAUCCUCCUCCUCCUACCUCCUCUUCAGCGUCCUCCUCUCCGGCUUCUUCAGGAUCUCCCAGUCACUUCUCCAGCGGAAAUUUGAGUUGCACCAUGGCGGCUCAGAACCCGGCAGAGAUAGACCAUCACCACCACCUCUAUUCCCCCCCGCCUCCUUACUCCUCCUCUGGCUGCGGGGAGGUGUACCAGGACCCCUCGGCGUUUUUGUCCACUUCCACCUGUCCCAUCGCCUCUUACCCGCCGCCCUCCUACUCUUCACCCAAGCAGCCCGGCAGCUCAGAUACGCCGGGGCUUUUUCCCAUCCUUCCCGACUACUCGGGCUUCUUCCAGCCGGCUUGUCAGCGGGACAUGCACACAUCAGGUCUCCAAGAUCGGAAACCGUUCGGGCCAAGUCCCCUCGAUUCAUUCCGCGUCCCUCCACCCCUGACCCCGCUGAACACUAUCAGGAACUAUACGCUGGGGGGUCCAGGUGGUGGUGCCUCCGAGAUUGGGGCGCCGAGAAUUCCCGCUGCUUACAGCCCACAGAACUUGCCCCUAAGGCCCAUCCUGCGGCCCAGAAAGUACCCGAACAGACCCAGCAAGACCCCUAUCCACGAGCGGCCGUACCCCUGUCCUGCUGAGGGCUGCGACCGGCGGUUCUCGCGCUCUGACGAACUGACCAGACACAUCCGCAUCCACACUGGACACAAGCCGUUCCAGUGUCGGAUCUGCAUGCGCAACUUCAGCCGCAGCGACCACCUCACCACACACAUCCGCACGCACACGGGAGAGAAGCCGUUCGCCUGCGACUUCUGCGGCCGAAAGUUCGCCCGGAGCGACGAAAGGAAGAGGCACACUAAAAUCCACCUGCGGCAGAAGGAGAGGAAGUCCUCCGCCGUCUCCUCCUCCUCGUCCUCUUCCUCGUCCGGCAGCACCGGGCUGGAGCGGCCGCCGGGUGGAAUCAGCGCAACCAACGGGAUCUGUCCGUAGUUAGAAAAAGAAAAAAAAAAAACUUUGUUGUCACCAUGGCAGCGUGACGCACACUAACCGCUUAGAAAAAUGAAACAACCAGACAAAAAUAAAGAUUCUGAAACUGCUGUGAACUGAAGACAGCAGCCUCAGCGCCGGGAUGGUGCAGUCGUGCGUAAUUACGCACAUCCACCCGCUCUUGCUCCAGAACUGACAGAGAGACUGACACGAACGCACUUUGCCUGCACAGUCUACUGAACCUACCAGUAACUAUAGCCAUUAAUUCAUAAGAACACACAAGGGCGGUUGUAAUAAAGGGAAUCUUAAAAAAAAAAAAAAAGAAAAGAAAUCACCAGGCUUAUUGAGCAUUGCGCACUGGGCCGCGCGUUUAAAUGUGAAAUAACUGCAAUAACGUUUUGAAUAAAGAAAAGAGUUUUAAGUUAUUAAACCGACCAAGUGUUGAUUCUAACAUGUUUGUGGAUGACUAUAGCUAAAGUCCCCCCUCUCCCUUUUUUUAGUGCCUUGCUGCAGUGUCUUUUUUUGUACAGUGACUGAUUCAAGGACGCUUCUAAUGAAAUGCAAUGUGUAUUAGUCUUUUAAUAUGUACAGAAGAAAGACGUUCUAUUUUUCUACUCAUUUGUGUAAAACCCCAAGUGUUAAGCAGUGGUUGUGGUUCAGGUGUGAAACCAUAUUGGAGUGUAAAUAUGUUGAACCUAAUACCGACUUAACCAACGUUUUUGUUGCUGUUGUUGUUGUUGUUGUGAUGUGUGUUACUUAUUAAAUGUAUGAGGAUGCUACCACGCA
Messenger RNA from Toxotes jaculatrix (banded archerfish), 2337 nucleotides. RefSeq names its product early growth response 2b (gene egr2b). Gene Ontology annotation, molecular function: RNA polymerase II cis-regulatory region sequence-specific DNA binding; DNA-binding transcription factor activity, RNA polymerase II-specific. NCBI's taxonomy places the organism in Eukaryota, Metazoa, Chordata, Actinopteri, Toxotidae. The transcript has 2 exons. Gene Ontology annotation, biological process: regulation of transcription by RNA polymerase II. The coding region runs from base 202 to 1554 and encodes 450 amino acids. The record is from RefSeq and is a predicted model, not a curated record.